This is a messenger RNA of Paramecium tetraurelia, 744 nucleotides long. RefSeq lists its product as uncharacterized. Gene Ontology annotation, molecular function: ATP binding; protein serine/threonine kinase activity. NCBI's taxonomy places the organism in Eukaryota, Ciliophora, Oligohymenophorea, Peniculida, Parameciidae. Gene Ontology annotation, biological process: protein phosphorylation; mitotic DNA damage checkpoint signaling. The record is from RefSeq and is a predicted model, not a curated record. The transcript is spliced from 2 exons. Gene Ontology annotation, cellular component: nucleus; cytoplasm.
AUGAAAAAUAUUGAAAGAAUGAGAAUGAUAGGGAUAUAUUAUGGAUUAACACAAGGAGAAGAAUUCGAUUUCGAUAAGAAUUAAAAUAAUUUAUUAAUAAAAAUGAGACACAAAUCUCAAACUGUUAAUGACAGAGGAUUGAAAAAAUUAUAAGCAGUAGAUUAUAAAAAAUGCAUAUAUAAUUGUUUAUUGAUCAAACAAAAAUUUAUUGGAAGGGGUCCAAGGUACAUUUAUCUGUUUAAGAAUCAAAUUUGUAUAGGAAAGGAUUUUAAGUCUCCUUUCAUUUAAAUUCCUGAACGAUAAUUCCAAAUAAAUUAAGAUAUAAGAAUAUAGUGGUCUUAUAAGAAAAACCAAUUAAAAUCAGUAAUAUUUUAUGUAGGCGGAGAGCAAUUAGAAUACUUUGGGACCAAUCAAUAACUUAGAGAACUAAAAUAAAAAUGUGCUCUUUAUGUAUUUUAGGUCAAAAUAUAAGAUGAAUAUCAAGCUGAGUCAAUUUUAGGAUAGGGAUCAUAUGCUACAGUUCUGGAAUUAUCAAAUUUAUAAACUUAAAAACAAUUUGCAGCCAAAUGCAUCGAUUAAUAACGUAUCAAUGAGAAAAAAAAUGGAUAUAAAUAAUUACUAUAAGAGAUAGAAACUAUGCGUGUUCUCUCAGAAAUAAAACAUUAAAAUAUCUUAUAAUUAUAUGAACUCUAUAUAGGAAAUCAAAAUUACUAUUUGGUAAUGGAGGAUCACUCUUGUCUUUGA